CCCAUUCUUCGCCUCGGUACGCCACAAUGCAAGUGUUUGCAAAACUCAAAAGCGAAACCGGAAACGUCGGAGUUCGAACUUCGUACUGCCAUUUUGUUAUGCGUUUCUGAUCGUCCUGUCAUUCCUAUGUCUGAUUUUUCUGCUAUAACACAUUUACACUCAUGCUAAUAAAACCUCUGGAUGAAUUGUACUUGCGCUCUGCUUGAUAGAAAAUGCGACUAACGAGCUGGAUAAUGUCCUCUUAUUCCGCAGCAGCGCUGCGAGAUUUUCGCACACUGUUCGGCCGCGACAUCGCUGCAGUAAUUGGGGCCGUUCAUGUUCCCGCUCUUCCCGGCACUCCUAAGCACUCUCAGUCCUUGGCGAGAAUCAUCGAUCAUGCCUGCGACGAUGCAGAGAAAUAUCUAAAGCAUGAAAUGGACGGACUGAUUAUCGAGAACACCCACGAUAUUCCCUACGUGAAAGACAAACUGACGCCCGAGACGACAGCCAGUAUGACGCGAGUGUGUGCGGAGUUACGCCAGCGUUUUCCCCGCAUUCCGCUGGGUGUGCAGAUCUUGGCGGGGGGAAAUUUGGAAGCCAUGGCUGUGGCGCACGCCUGUGAUCUGGAUUUUAUCCGCGCGGAAGGAUUCGUCUUCAGUGCCAUUGCGGAUGAGGGCUUCAUGGAUGCGUGUGCGGGUGAAUUGCUGCGGUUUCGGAAGAAUAUCGGUGCGGAGAAAGUCAAAAUAUUUGCUGACAUCAAGAAAAAGCACAGCUCGCACGCCAUCACGGCUGACUUGACGGUGCACGAUGUGGCGCACGCGGCGGAAUUCUUCGCGGCUGACGGUGUGAUUAUCACGGGAAAAAGCACCGGCCAGGCGGCCGACCCACAGGAAGCAGCCGACGCCAUGAAAACGAGCCAUUUGCCGGUAUUAUUGGGAUCCGGAGUGACGCGCGACAAUCUGCACGCCUUCGCCAAUCACUGCCACGGGAUGAUCGUGGGAUCGGACUUUAAAGAGGGCGGGAAGUGGUACAAUUCCGUGGACGAGCAGCGCAUCCGCAGCUUCAUGGAAACCCUGAAAAAGCUCAGGGAAAGCAUGGCGAAACAGGAGACGCCAUCGCACCGAAAGCCUUCCACCUCGGAUUUUAUUUGAGCGACUCAUUGCUUAAAUGGACGGCAUUUAUUCCUCCUGCAUCAUUUAUGCCGAUGUGGAUUUUAUCCUGUGUUCUUGAACAAUGGUGCCCUUUUGUGUUUUUAUAUUUUGACGGUUUUGUGGAAUUACUUUGUUUAACGAUAUGAUUUUUUUUUCACAAAACAUGUGUUACACUUUUACGCUGGUUGGUCCAAAAUAUUUCUUGUUGAAUAAAAUGCAAAAAGAGACGAUACGA
Molecule: messenger RNA, 1365 nt
Organism: Paramacrobiotus metropolitanus
Lineage: Eukaryota; Metazoa; Tardigrada; Eutardigrada; Parachela; Macrobiotidae
Source: RefSeq, a predicted model, not a curated record